UAUCCUGUCGCGUCUCCUCGGUCACGACAUCGGUCUCGUUGGCCGCCAGCAGGGAGGCGUACGAAUGGUAGAUCCGCGGGGAGCGGACGAAGUCGAUCUUCGUCCCAUACGGCGCGGCCAGGGCGUGGAUCACUUGCUCGAACACCUCGGCCAGCUCCGGGCCUGUGCCCGCACCGACGGCAAGUCCCACCAGAAGGGAUGACAUGGCUGACAUGAUGUUGGGCUGUGGGUGGCUUUGUCCCGGUUGAGUCCCUCCGUGUUUUUCUUCGGAGAGGGGGGCGGAAUUUAUGGUGUUCCAGGCGGUUUGUCAGGCUUACUACGGACUGAUAGUGGGUUCCCACAUAUCGCCGAGUAGUACUAGUAGUUUGGCCUCCACUUUCCUGAGAAGGAUCGAUGGACCGGUCAUAUAUCCCUAUCGUGUCACCCACUUCCGGUGCACUCCAUUAACAAGUCAAGUCAGAUACCCCCGACCACUCCAGCCCAGCCAUGACCGGGUCUACUCCAGCGGCGGGCUUUCAUCUCACCGACGGCAAAGGGUACAGCCUAGGCCAGGAUUCCCCGGCCGUGUGCCGCCUGAACCUGCAGAUCUUCCUGUGGAAGGCCUCACUGGGAUUCACCCUGCAUCCCUCGAUCCCCGUCCCCACCACCGGCCGGAUUGCCGACGUGGCCACGGGCACGGCGCUGUGGUUGACCGAGUUGGCGCAGACCCUGCCGGCCGACGCCGACGUGGCCCUGGACGGGCUGGACCUGGAUCUCAGCAAGGCGCCGCCCCGCCCCUGGCUGCCCGCCAACGUGCACCUGCACCAGGCUGACAUUCUGGCCCCCUUGCCGGACCCUCUGGUCGGACAAUACGAGGUGGUGCAUCUCCGCCUGCUCAUCCUGGUGGUGGAGAACAGCGAUCCCACCCCAAUCAUCCGCUACGCCCACCGCAUGCUCAAACCGGGUGGUUACAUCCAGUGGGACGACCUCAACUACCCCGACACCCACGUCCGUCGCAUCGAUCCCACGCAUGCCACCCCCGCCUUCGACCGCUUGCGCGAGUUUGUCUAUUCCAAGGGCCGCCACGACUGGGUCAUGCGGCUGGACGAGAUUCUCACCCGCGAGGGCUUCGUCGACGCCCACCUGCACCACUUCACCGAUCGCCGGGACUUGAUCAUGGCCAACGGCCACCAACAUCUGAUGACCAUGCUGGAGUUCGCCGGCAGUCUCAAGGCCAAGGGCAUGGCACCGGAGGCCCGCGAUCUGGAGGCGCUCUUGGCCGAGGUCAGCGUCGAGGCUGCCCGGGGAGCAGCGCUCUCGAUGCCCCGCGUGGUCUGUGUCGCGCGCAAGCCCUAACCCCCCUCCUCCCCCUUGUUUAUGUUCAACCCAGAAUAGAAGCGUUCAAUACCC
Aspergillus ibericus CBS 121593 is the source of this 1389-nucleotide messenger RNA. RefSeq lists its product as uncharacterized. NCBI's taxonomy places the organism in Eukaryota, Fungi, Ascomycota, Eurotiomycetes, Eurotiales, Aspergillaceae. The transcript has a single exon. The coding region runs from base 487 to 1335 and encodes 282 amino acids. The record is from RefSeq and is a predicted model, not a curated record.